Messenger RNA from Oryzias latipes (Japanese medaka), 1412 nucleotides. RefSeq lists its product as uncharacterized. NCBI's taxonomy places the organism in Eukaryota, Metazoa, Chordata, Actinopteri, Beloniformes, Adrianichthyidae. Gene Ontology annotation, biological process: regulation of gene expression. Gene Ontology annotation, cellular component: nucleus. The record is from RefSeq and is a predicted model, not a curated record.
UUUUAAUUGAGUGGCAUAGUGGGAGAGGAGAGGACUUCACGCGAGUCUUGUCAUGCAUGCUCCCUCCGUUUCACUGUAGUACUCUGUGGUAGCACUAUACAUAAACUAUUAACUUCAAAUUGUAUUCCUGCUAACUCGCUUGUGUGGUUCUCGUGUGUCACAGAGGUCACGUAAAAAUGUCGUCGGCGUUUUCUUUCCAGGCACAGCUAGUGUCCAUCAUGGACGCUUUAUCCAAAACAGCUGUAACAGAAAUUAGCAAACUGGUGGAGAUCGAAUCGAAAAUGCUGAAAAUAGAGAUCUCUCGAGGACGAAACGAGAUUGCCUCCCUCACUGAGAAACUGCAGCUGAUGGAGAAGUUGCUCCACAUGGCGCAAGGGAACAACAUAAAGGAGGUGGUGUUGUUACCGACAGCAGUAAGGGACCUUCCAUGUUUGGCCUCCAAUAGCACAAAACCAGUUACAAAAAGUAUGGCGGAUCCCAGUGAAACUGUAGGGGAAAAAAGAAGUUCUUCCCCUGUGAUGAUACAACGUUUGUUUCACAGUGAAGAGCAAACAGCAACUGAAUCAGAGAAAGAACUACCCAAACUGAGAGUGAUAAAGGAGGAGCCACCAGAUUUGGAUAACAGUUACACUGAUCAGAACCAAACUGCUGUAAACGGAGUGGAAGCUUUUACAGACAUCCAAAAGAGUCCAGAUGUGAGGCAGAAUCCCAAACCCACUGCAGAACACCACCAACCGGUUUUUACCAGUGACCUUGUGACUCUAAGCCAGCAGUCUCUCCCAAAACCAUGGAGCAGUGAAACCCAUUGGAGUUCACAAUUUCCAGCAGCAAAGACUAAUCCAGGGGAAAGUGCAGCUCAAAAUGUUCCAGUUCAAAGUGUUGCUUCUCAAAGCAUUAAUGUUCUAAGGAAUACAAAACUUCACAAUUACCGGAACUCGGUUGCAAAGCGGUUUGGGUGCUUGCACUGUGGUAAGAGUUUCAGAUGUUUCAGUCAGCUUGAAAUCCACCAGAGAAGCCACACAGGAGAAAAGCCAUUCAGAUGCACCUUGUGUGGAAAGCGGUAUGCCCAAAAAGGGCAUCUGUACACACACCAGCGCACACACACUGGUGAGAAGCCUUAUCGCUGUUUGGUUUGUGGAAAGGGCUUCAUUCAGAAAUGUACCCUUGAUAUGCAUCAGCGCACUCACACUGGGGAAAAACCUUUUGUUUGUGGCAAGUGUGGCAAAGGUUUUACAAAGAAUUGUAAUUUAAAGAAACAUCUCUCAGUUCAUUUAGAUCCUUGUUUGAAUUUCUAUGAGAAUGCAUUGAGUGGAGAAUUCCUUAAUGGAACUUCUUAAAAUCAGAAAUCGCCAGUAACUUAACAUUUUAGUUUGAUUCAAAGAUCUUGUGAAAAAUAAAGUUACUAUUGCCUC